AUGCACUUCACUACUCUGCUUCCUCUCCUGACGCUGAGCUUUGGCGCCUCCGUCGUGGCCCCAGCUCCUGUCACAGAUGAUGGAGGCGCUAGUUGCGAUGUCAAGUGCCAGGUCGACCGAUGGCUCUUCCACACACCAAUUUCCGAGUUCUAUGCUCAGAUGCAAAAAGUAUGGUGGAAUCCUCCAUCGUCGUGGAAUGGCAUCGACUGGGUGCACAACUCCAAGUAUGUUCAGGACGACCAGUGCUCGGUGCCGCAAAAGUAUAUCGACCAGUUCAACAUCAAUGACAAGAAUAAGCCACGCGGCUACAACUUCCUGCAGUCGUGCUACCGCCACGACUUUGGUUACGCUAACUAUAGGAAGGAGGGUCGCUUCACGGAGGACAAUCGCGGCAAGAUUGAUGGGAACUUCCACGACGAUAUGAAGGAUGUGUGCAAUAAGGAGGGCAAUAUCAUCAAAAAGACGGAAUGUCUUGCUAUUGCUGAAGUAUACUACAGAGCUGUCAGGCUUGGGGGUGGAAAAUGA
Neoarthrinium moseri is the source of this 525-nucleotide messenger RNA. RefSeq lists its product as uncharacterized. Lineage: Eukaryota; Fungi; Ascomycota; Sordariomycetes; Amphisphaeriales; Apiosporaceae. The transcript has a single exon. Gene Ontology annotation, biological process: arachidonate secretion; phospholipid metabolic process. Bases 1 to 525 code for a protein of 174 amino acids. Gene Ontology annotation, molecular function: A2-type glycerophospholipase activity. The record is from RefSeq and is a predicted model, not a curated record.